GUGAGUGUGUGUGUGUGAGAGAGAGAGGGUUGGAUUUGGUGUGUGUGUGUGUGUAGAGUUAACACAUAAGAGGGGGUGCGGUUUCAUCCAGAGCUCUUCUCCUUCGUCUAGAGAAACCAAAAUAUAUGUGCUGCUGCAUUUUAGACACAUAAGAGGAUAUUGCAUUGGAAGAUCAAGUGUGUGUGUGUGUGUGUGUAGGCGUGGAGAGGAUUGGAGAGCUUUCAGGCACAUGGAGAGAUAAUGAACAGAUUGUAAUCGCAGAAAUAAAAGAGACUGAAGGAUGGAACAGAUGGAACAGGUAACAUGGAGAAAGAAACAUGCGGCUGAUGGAUUUAGGAACCAGGAGCUGAUGCUGGAAUGGGAUCCAGAGACCAACUGGACGAAAUGAAACAUCAACAAGCCCUCAUUUUACCUGGAGGAGAUCACCUGCAGCCUGUCUACUUAUAUAACAGGAAAUCCAGAUCUUGUAGAAUAGGUCUAAAACCUGGCUGUCUACCAGAUGAAGUCGGAAAGGAUGAAAGGGUGACUCUGGGGACUUAUCGACAUUCUGGAAACGCCAUCUUCUAAAAAGGAUAUUAAAACUCAGGAGAAGCACAAUGUUCUGCUGAGGCAGUCCAAUCAGGAUUCGUCAAGCAAUGCUGCCUCGGAAAAACGUCCAGCACAACUCAAGGAAUUGAUGGCUGCUGAUCAGCUUUAGGUCAUGUCUGUGCUGGAUAGAACAAAUACCCAUUGCUAAAUCUUGACACAUCGUUUUCUUUCUAUCGUUUUCUUUCACUGUGCACGUAGAAAGAUGAAUAACAUGUUCACCAUAAAAGCAGAUGUAAUAUUUCACGCUGCGGAUCACGAGGACUCGGAGCAGUCCGUCAUUACCAAAGCAACAGACAGAGUUCAUUCGAGAGAAGUCGGCGAUUGUGUUUUGGAGUCGGGAAUACUGCAAGGAUCCUGGGAUAAUGAGGAGUCUGGAAGUGUGGUGGAGACUGGAAGCCUGGGAAAGCGCUGCACAGGGGCAGGAGAGUAUCUGCAAUAUGGAAACUCCAGUGACAGUGGGUUUCAGGAACAACCAGUGGAUGCUAGUUUUAAGAAGCAGAGCGAGUCUUUGAGCAAAAACGGAGGAAAAGAGGAGACGAACGGAGCCGCGGCUGACAGGCCUUUACUUAGCCUGAGGUCAGAAACCGGAGGGGAAAUGGCUAAAUCGUAUGUUUCUGAGACUGAAAUCAUGAGAAGUCCGAGCAUCAUCAGUAGCGUGUCCUCUCUUUCGCAGGACUCUUUUUCUGACUCAAAGGAAAACAGAUCAUUAGAACAAGCACUGGGCAGUUUACACAGAGCACCACAUGAACACUUCACACCCGAGUCAGUACGUGACGUAAAGCACAGCGGUAAUGGGGUAAGAAAUUCCGUCUCUGUUAGAGAGAAUCCUGAUUUAGUCAUUGAAGUAGGCAGGCAGAAGGUCCAGGUACACAAAUCAGUCUUAGCUGAAAAAAGUGACUAUUUCAAAGCGAGGCUUUCUCGAGACAUCCUGAAAGUCAAAGGCAUGAGCUACAAGACGUUGUCGGUCUUGAUAGAUUACGUUUACACUUCCAAUAUGAAUGUGAACAAGGAUAACAUCGUGGACGUCGUGACCGGUGCCAAGAUCCUGCAGAUUCCUUGUGCGGUGCAGGCCGCUAUCGAUGCCAUGUCUGGCCAGCUCACAACCCAGAACUGCUACGAGAUUCUAACCAUCGCGAAAAAGCAGCGGCUGAGCGAACUUAAGGAGACAGCAUACCGUUUCAUAAGUGACAACUUCCUGCAGGUCCUGAGAGAUCCCACCGUUUACGGGCGUCUCACAGGCUCAGAGCGGGACCUGGUUUUGAGGAAUCGUAUGGAGGGGCACAAGUGCCUGAUGGUGGCUGAGAUCAAUGACGUUUUUGAGCGAGUGGGGAGCAGACCCCCGAGCAGGGGCAACAGCAGGCCGCAGAGCCCUCUCUCCGCCACCUCGUUCGAAGACAACCACAUGAUCUAUUACUACAACGAGAUUACCAAGGAUUGGCACACUUUGACGAUAAUGCCAGAGGAUAUUAAUACCAAGGGUUGUGGCAUCUGUUGCAUGUAUAACUACCUGUUCGUCGCAGGUGGCAUCCAAGGAUACGGGGAGAAAGGAACCUCAGACAAGGUGUUCUGCUACAACCCCGUUACAGACCGCUGGAGCGAGAUACGACCCAUGAACCAAGCGAGGUCACAACUCAAAUUGGUGUCUAUGGACGGCUUUUUGUAUGCCAUCGGUGGAGAAUGUCUCUUCACAGUGGAGAAGUAUGACCCUCGUAUGGACCGUUGGACCACGGUGGCUCCUCUGCCCAAAGGAGCAUUUGCAGUCGCCCAUGAGGCCACUACCUGCAACGGGGAGCUGUAUGUCUCAGGAGGGACCCUAUUCUACCGCCUCUUGAAGUAUGACCCCAAGAGGGACGAGUGGCAGGAAUGUCCGUACAACAACAGCCGAAAGAAAUCCACCGACAUGGUCGCGCUGAAGAGCUUCAUCUACAGGUUCGACGUCAACCGCGAACAAGGCAUAAAUGUGUUUAAGUACAACACCAUAGUCAAGAUGUGGCAAGACUGCGCUUCCUAUCAGCAAGGGAGUCCGCUACCGUUCAGGAGCGCUGUGAUUGAAAACCGCAUCUACUGCGUCAACAAGACCCAGACUCUGCAGUUUAUCAUCGAGGAAGAAGGAGCUCGAUUUGCAGAAGAAGCUCUGAAAGCUCCCAUGGAGGCUAAAGGAGUGUUAUUCCCAUUUGUUAUGAGUUUGCCGGAGAGGAGUGAGCGAAAUGUGUGAGCAGAAUUGUAUACCGGUGAACUGAAAAAAGAAAGCUUUUUGUCUUGCCCAAUUAUACCGCUCAUAACGGGAAUGUUCGUCGUUGCAUGGUGGAUGAACGCCCAUGGGGCGGUGUAAAAAAGAAAGCUUUUUUGAUUUGCUUUCAUGGCACAGUGGCAUUACUUAUAUAUGUGUAUAUAAAUGUGUGUGUGUGUGUGUGUGUGUGUGUGUGUGUAUAUACCCUGGAUGCAUUUGUUUUGUGCACUUUUGUACUUGGAUGGUUGGACAGUAAUUUCCUUGCAGCAAAAAUCAGACCAGUGUUGACCAGUUUUGGCACAAAAGGCUAAGCAAAAAUAUCAGUACAAAUAAUACAAUAAAGCAGUCUAAGUA
Messenger RNA from Silurus meridionalis, 3172 nucleotides. RefSeq names its product kelch repeat and BTB domain-containing protein 11. NCBI's taxonomy places the organism in Eukaryota, Metazoa, Chordata, Actinopteri, Siluriformes, Siluridae. Gene Ontology annotation, molecular function: protein binding. The record is from RefSeq and is a predicted model, not a curated record.